Amoebophrya sp. A25 is the source of this 171-nucleotide messenger RNA. The record is from the annotation of a GenBank genome assembly. NCBI's taxonomy places the organism in Eukaryota, Dinophyceae, Syndiniales, Amoebophryaceae.
UGGCUACGCGAAAUUACAACAGUGUCGCCGCUCGGUCUUUACAAGGUGCGUCUCUUUAUGCGUGGACAGUGGCGCGACACCUUUGUAGACGACAGGAUGCCAGAGGCGGCGCCUGGUGAUGCGGAAGACUAUCGUGGCGACGGCGAGCCCUGUCGCUGUUUUGAGAACGUG